Molecule: messenger RNA, 1510 nt
Organism: Spathaspora passalidarum NRRL Y-27907
Lineage: Eukaryota; Fungi; Ascomycota; Pichiomycetes; Serinales; Debaryomycetaceae
Gene: GWT1
Product: glucosaminyl-phosphotidylinositol O-acyltransferase
Exons: 1
Coding region: 17-1483 (488 amino acids)
Biological process (GO): protein localization to plasma membrane; GPI anchor biosynthetic process
Cellular component (GO): membrane; endoplasmic reticulum
Molecular function (GO): glucosaminyl-phosphatidylinositol O-acyltransferase activity
Source: RefSeq, a predicted model, not a curated record
AAUCAAUAACUUGGCAAUGUCCUUGAAACAACAGAAAGAACAAUUCGUAUCGGAUCUACUCGGUGGAUCCAUUCUGGAGAUUUACAAUGUUACAUGCAUUGCAUUAACGUCAUAUUUGGCUUAUAAUAUUAUUCAAAACUUCACCAAUACACGUACCCAACAACAAAGAAAUAUCCCAAUAAUUUACGACUACAUCUUGAAUGUGUUGGCAUUGUUGGCUUCCGUAACUUUAUACAGUGACAAUGCUACAACUCUACAUUAUAUGAUUGUACUACCAGGUCUAGCUCUUUAUGCUAGUGAAUUUACAUCUAGAAGUUCAGCACCCAAUGUUCCAAGAAAACAAGAACGUACUCGGUCUAAAGAUUCACAAGAACUACUUCCUCGUAAGGCAUUCAUAACAGCAUAUAGAGCACAAAUGUUGAUCUUGACCAGCAUAGCCAUUCUUGCUGUUGAUUUCAAAAUCUUUCCAAGAAGAUUUGCCAAAGUAGAAACUUGGGGUACAUCAUUAAUGGAUCUUGGUGUUGGGUCAUUUGUAUUUUCAAUGGGGUUGGUCAAUUCAAGAUCACUCAUUAGAAAUCAAACUGCCAGUAAGAGUUUCCAGUUGAGUUUGUAUUUGAAUGAAAUCAAGCAUAGUGUUAUUAAAACAACGCCACUUUUAGUUUUGGGAUUGAUUAGAUUAGUCAGUGUUAAGAAAUUAGAGUAUCAAGAGCACAUGACUGAAUAUGGCAUCCAUUGGAAUUUCUUUAUCACUUUAGGAAUGUUACCUAUAGCAUUGGCAGUAUUAGAUCCAUUGUUUCAGUUGGUACCUGCACGUAUGGUUACAGCCUUGGCGAUAACUUUUGGGUACGAAAUUUUGUUGAGCAACACAGAUUUGUUGGCAUUUAUAUUAACCAGUGAAAACCGAUUCAACAAUAUCAUCACCAUGAACAAAGAAGGUAUCUUUUCCUUUCUUGGUUACUUUGCGAUAUUUGUAUUUGGGCAAUCAUUUGGUUCUUUUGUGUUGACUGGUUCUAAAACUGCUAAUAAUUUAGUAAGAAUAGGUGGUGCCACCAAACCAAAUAAACCUAAUUGGUUUACUGUAAAUACAACCAAUGGGUUAUUUAUAUCAACCAUAUUUUAUCACCUGUUAUUCUAUUUGGUUAACAAUUCAUGGUUAUUUACGUCUGUUUCGAGACGAUUGGCCAACUGUGCAUAUGUGCUAUGGGUUGUAUCCUAUAAUUCUACAAUGUUAUUGGGUUAUAACUUGAUUGAUAAGUUAGUUACCAAGAAUAACACUCACUCGUCAUACUUGUUAGAAGCAGUCAACAAUAAUGGAUUAUUAUUGUUUUUGGUUGCAAAUUUAUUAACUGGAUUGGUCAACAUGUCAGUAAAUACUUUGGCCAUGGAUCGAAUGAUGUCAUUUGCCAUCUUGUUAAUCUAUACCCUAGUUUUCACUGCAAUUGCAGCUGUCUUACAUAAUCAUAAGGUGUAUAUUAAGUUGUAAAACAAUAAACACGAAGUAUCUUUUUUU